GUUGCACGUUGUGCCGACGUUUCUCGUGUGACAGCCGCGCGUUUUUGCCGACGCGUUUUAAUCGUUUACGCUUAACCUAUAGCCAGGAUGUGCUAAGUGGCUGAGAACAAAAUCCACCUGAAGAUGCCGCAAAGAACACCCAGUCCCGCCAACUCCGAGAUUUCGGUGGGCUCACCCAGUCCGCCGCCCAUGAGAUCCGUGAAUAUGAAGCGUUUGCGGCUGUUGAGGAGUCCUGUUAGCCUGGAAAAUGAACGGCAAAAGUCAUCACCUGUAAGGAUCAAGAGCUUUUCUAUAGCCGAUAUCCUGGGAAAAGGAAAAGACGAAGAUGGUCGUGAGGAGAAGAAGCCAGAAAGGAAUACAGUUCCUAAUGUUUUGCCUGGAGUUCCUGCUCCUCUGAUGCUAAUCAACGAAAGAUUACAAAUGCCUCUCGUGCAGACUUGUCCCCCGCCAGCUGCACUGCAUCCUUUUCUGUCGCCCGCUUUACUACAUAGUUAUGAGCAGCGCUUGGCCUGGGACUAUCAGCGCCAGCUGCAGGAGCACUUUCAAGCCCAGGCGCAUCUCCUCCGCCACAUGACCUUGAAUCCCGCGAUCAUCGCCUCCGAGGACGGCAGUUCAGAACGUUCCCAGCGAUCCAGUAGUAGCAAUGGCAGCACCGACUGCUGCAGUCCCAGACAGGUGGAAAAACUGGAAAAACUAACCACCACCCAAGAGGUUGGCGAUGAAGCUCAGAAGAAGACGCCGGAGGAGCAGGCAACGGGGGCAGGAAAAUCAAAUGGAGACACUCCUCUAGAUGCCCUCUUUCAGCUGUCUACCAAGAACUUUGACGAAGAACAAGAUCCCGCCACGCUGAACAUAUUUGCCACGCGAUCCAAUCCAAAGAAGAAACGCAAGUCCCGCACAGCAUUCUCCAAUCAGCAGAUCUUCGAGCUGGAGAAGCGCUUCCUAUACCAAAAAUAUCUAUCGCCAGCGGAUCGCGAUGAAAUAGCCGGCGGCUUGGGCCUGUCCAAUGCUCAGGUCAUCACUUGGUUCCAAAACCGACGGGCCAAACUCAAGAGAGACAUGGAGGAGCUGAAGAAGGACGUGCAGUGCGAGAAAAUACCCGACCAGUCAGCAGAUCCCAAUCGCUCGCAGCUCCACCACCAUCAGCAUCACCACCACCCAUCACUGCACAUGCAGAGCUUAGGAUUGGAUAAGGAUAAGGAUCGGGAUCGGGAUCGAGAUCGGGAUCGAGAUCGGGAGAAGGAUAAAGACAAGGAGGAGCUGCGCAUGCUGAAGCUAAUGACCCUGAUGCGCUACUCGGAUGGCAAGUUGCUAUACACGCAACCAUCGGCAUCUUAUUUGCCCCCACAGGCUAAACAGUGAUUAGCUUAAAAUGUAAACUACUAAGAAUAAACGCUUUUAUUCGUUUCUAAUUUGCCAAAAAAAAAAACAAUAUAUAAAGAACCGCCCAGUGUCCGAAGGAAUUGCAAAUUUCUUUAAUUUUAUUUCAUUAAUAAAAGUAUUACAAAAUCUAUUUUAACUAUAUUUAAAGGCACUGUGCAUGUACUUAAAAUAAUAAAUAUUUAAUGAAUUUAUGCUAUAUUAUAAAACGCAAUCACAUUUUGCUUGUGCUAAGCUUAAUUCAAUUAUUUUUAACUGUAU
Molecule: messenger RNA, 1641 nt
Organism: Drosophila eugracilis
Lineage: Eukaryota; Metazoa; Arthropoda; Insecta; Diptera; Drosophilidae
Product: homeobox protein Hox-C9
Biological process (GO): regulation of DNA-templated transcription
Molecular function (GO): DNA binding; DNA-binding transcription factor activity, RNA polymerase II-specific
Source: RefSeq, a predicted model, not a curated record